Messenger RNA from Paramecium tetraurelia, 1287 nucleotides. RefSeq lists its product as uncharacterized. The transcript is spliced from 3 exons. Lineage: Eukaryota; Ciliophora; Oligohymenophorea; Peniculida; Parameciidae. The record is from RefSeq and is a predicted model, not a curated record.
AUGGAAAUUAAUUAAGACACUCUAAACUUUUUAUUUAAAGAAUUAUGUGCUAUGGCUUUCUUUCAACAAAAAUCACAAAAUGAAUUAAAUGACCUUUAUCAAUAUUACACAAUGCAAUAGGCUAAGUUAAUGAAUCAGUUUUAUCAUGAUUAGGUGAUCAAUGAAUAAGAAUUAAAAUUGGUGAACAGAUUUAUAGCAAGAAUUUCAGAGGCUUUCUAAUUAAUGGUGGCAAAGCGAUAAAUCAUUAGGUGCAAAGAAUCUAAAUUUUAACCAACAAUAUAUAAUUGUUUGACUUCUUCUUUUGAAGGCAAAAAUAAUCUUAUUUGUUAGUUAAUUUAAGCUAUAUAUAGGGAGUGCAGACUUUAGAUUGAAAUGCUAACAAACAAGAACCAAAAGAUUGAAGUUAAAAGAAUACACAGUCAAGAUAACAACAAUGAUGAAGAUAAACUUCAGAAUCAAUUUUAUUCGGUUUAAGUUACGAAUAAGAAAAAUAUAUAAAAUGAUUGGCAAGUUAAUAUUAAAAAUAAUAAAAAGUUGAACAAUUACUACUCAAAAGUAUUUCCUAAAUUAUAUGAUGCGAUUGGCGGUGUUGAUAAGUAUAUAAAACAUCAUUAUGCUAGAGGUCAAGAUGAAUAAAUCCUUUAUUUCUAAAAUAGAGAUUAGAAUAUGGAUAGGAUAUUCAAUUAGUUACUUUAGCAGAAUCAACAUAUCAAAUAAUCUUUAAAUUGGUCAGUCAAUUUGGAUCAAGAAAUGUAUAAUAAUAAGAUCGAAUAAAAACUGUAAAAACUAAAAUUAUAAUAAUUAAUCCCGAGUCAUUAAUUAUCAACAUAAUCAUCUCCAACAAAACCCUCAUAACCAUCAAAUAAAUCAAUUAAAUAGAAUGCCCCAACAAGUCCCUUCAAAAAUAGCAUCAUUAAUAAUAGUAAGAUGCCGUCUAUUAAUGUAAAAUUCAGAAGCAUAUCACAAAAUGUUCCCAUGAGCGAAACAAAUUUUAAGAGUUAAAAUAUGUUCUUGAAUUUUCAAUAACAAACAUAAUAAAAUCCAUAAUCUUAUCAAUACUAUUCAUCAGAAACAGAGAAAGCUAAUUUGUUUUCAAAAAUCAUUGAAAGCUAUAAAUAAAAUUAAUUUCAACUAAAUAAGAUAAAACUAGAAUUCAAGCCCAAGCGUUAGCAUUGUUCUGUUCUGAAGAGCAAAUUAAUGAUAGAUCUCAUCCCACUUCAUAACUCAAAAUUAAAGCCUAAAGGCACUCGAAAUUUUUUAUAAUAAGUACCAUAAAUAAUUAAUUGA